Messenger RNA from Orcinus orca (killer whale), 9110 nucleotides. RefSeq names its product chromosome 1 C1orf74 homolog (gene C1H1orf74). Lineage: Eukaryota; Metazoa; Chordata; Mammalia; Artiodactyla; Delphinidae. Bases 4250 to 5041 code for a protein of 263 amino acids. The record is from RefSeq and is a predicted model, not a curated record. The transcript is spliced from 2 exons.
GCCUGUGGAGUAAAAACUCACACACUGAGCUUCUAAGGGGAAGGUGUUGAUGUAGAGGCUUAGGGAUUCUGUAGAAGAAUUGGCUGUCAGGUUUUCAACUUAUCACCACUGAAAUACGGGCAUACCUCGGAGAUAUUGCAGGGCUAGUCCCAAACCACUGCAAUAAAGUGAAUAUUGCAAUAAAGCAAGUCACAAAUUUUUUGGUUUCCCAGUGCAUAUAAAAGUUAUGUUUACAUUAUACUGUAGUCUUUUAAGUGUGCAAUAGCAUUAUGUCUAAAAGUACAAAUGUGCAUACCUUAAUUAAAAAUACUUGGGGACUUCCCUGGUGGUGCAGUGGUUAAGAAUCUGCCUGCCAAUGCAAGGGACAUGGGUUCGAGCCCUGGUCUGGGAAGAUCCCACAUGCCACGGAGCAACUAAGCCUGUGCGCCACAACUACUGAGACUGCGCCCUAGAGCCCGCGAGCCACAACUACUGAAGCCAGCACGCCUAGAGCCCGUGCUCCACAACAAGAGAAGCCACCGCAAUGAGAAGCCUGUGCACUGUAAUGAAGAGUAGCCCCCGCUCGCUGCAACUAGAGAAAGCCCGCGCACAGCAACAAAGACCAAACGCAGCCAAAAAUAAAUAAAUAAAUAAAUAAUUAAAAAUAAAUAAAGAUACUUGAUUGCUAAAAAAUGGUAACCAUCAUCUGAGCCUUCAGCAAGUCAUAAUCUUUUUGCAAUAGUUACAUCAAAGAUCACAGAUCACUAUAACAAAUAUAACAAUAAAAAAGUUUAAGUAUUGUGAGAACUACCAAAACAUCACACACAGACAUGAAGUGAAAAAAUGCUAUUGGAAAAAUGGCGCUAAUAGGCUUGCUUGACGCAGGGUUGCCACAGAUCUUCAGUUUGUAAAAAACACAGUAUCUGCAAAGUGCCAUAAAGCAAAACGAUAAAAUGAGGUAUGUCUGUACCACUGUGUGUGUGUGGUAGACAACAGUAUGUAACUCAGUGAUAACCUUUGGAGAGGAUAGAGCUCUCUUGUUCUUUUUUCCCUUCUUUGAGGAAGACCUGAGAGUGAGCUGGGCAUCCAGGACCAGCUCCUGUGACCACAGAGGAGACAGGGACAGUUCCUCCUUGUAUGGAGAUGUUUACAGUCUUCCUGUCAUUUGGAGUUUUUGUGGAUGGGAAAAAUGGGGUGUUGAAUGUGUCAAGGUCAUGGUGAAGAAGGGCUGGGCAGUGCUUUUCUGGAAAUGGCUCACCUAGCACAAACCUGCUUGCCUCCCUUCCUGGUGGAGGUAGCUGGGUGUGAACAUUUAAGGUGAAGAGUGUAGAUUAAGGUGUAGAACAUUGCAGCUAUGGCUACAAUUAAGGUGUAGAACAUUGCAGCUCUGGCUGCCACAAACUGGUCUGAUCUAUUAACUUUUGCUCUGUCCCUGACCCUUUGACUCUGUUUUGUUUUUGUUUUGUGUUUUAGGAUGAAAUUAUACAUAAUUUAAACUCCAGGACCUAAAUGGAAAACAAGAUGCUUAUCUCUGGUUGCAGGUUCCAACCCUCCUGAAUACUGAUACCUAUGUGUGCCAUGCCAUAUUAAGAAAGUCCAUGUCUGGUCUGCUACCCUUAAAGCAGGCCACCUCCUACUUGCUACUGUAGUUGAGCUAGCUGUAAAGUUGGGCUAGCUUUAUUUCAAAAACCCCUCAAUCACAAGUGGCAAUGGACUUAUUUAUUUAGAAAGCUUAAGCUGUGGUUUUAGGGUCUCUAAGGGACCUAGUAGUAUCUGCUGUUACUAAAGCAUGAUCAAGAGAAAUCUGGGUGUUCUCUCUAAGGGACCUAGUAGAAUCUGCUGUUACUAAAGCAUGACCAAGAGAAAUCUGGGUGCUCAGGUGCUCAGCUGUGAGCAGAAGUUGGGCUUCUAGAGACCAGGAAAUGUGCAAGGUAUAGGAACUUGAUAUUUUGGGGGCAUUCUGUUGAGUGGGUGAAGUGAGGGAUUUGGUCUUGAUGUCUGGCUCCCUCUGUCUCUUAUCUGCAAAGCUCAAAGUUAAAAAGAACCCACAGAAAAUACAUUGGGAGGGCAACUGCUGGAUCUGGGCUGGUCCCUUCCCCUUAUUCUGUGAGAUGCUAACAGCCAGGCUGUACACCUGGGUGGGGGCCCAGAAAAUGUGAGCUGGCAAAGGGUGUAGAGAACAGUGUUCUUAAGUGCCAAGAAGGAUUGAACUUUUAGUAUGUGAUUGUAAUGAAAAGCUGAUGAAUAUGUUAGAGGAAUGGAUGAGUGGUUUUAUGUAGUCUUAACCCAGUAGUGUAGUUUCUUCCUUGUUCUUUAUCCUUUUCAGAGCACUGGGAGAGUGCAUGCAGGGCUCUGCACUGAUCUCCCUCAGUGCUCCUUCUGUGGUCCUGAUGCCAGGUGUCCUUUCUUGGAGACUCAGUCUGCUAUCUUCUUUGGUGGCUACACCACUCAUUCCCUUGGUGUUUUCUACUUCCUUGCCUUCACCUUGCUUAAGACUGAGAAGGGAGUUAGGUGGUGUCCCCAGCUUUUCAUUUUCUCACUGUCCACCCCGCUAAACUAGAUUAGCUGUAGGUGUAAAUUGGGAGGGCAAAUGUUGGAUCUGGACUGGUCCCUUGCUCACAUAAUUAGGUCCCUGGCUAUAUGUUCCCAUAGCACCCUAUAGUUCCUCUUUCAGAGUAAUCAAUUCCCUUGUAAUUACUCAGUUUGUGUCCUGCAUGACUACAGAGUUGCUGGAGGUAGGGACUGUUUGUCUUGGACUUUGCUGUCAGCCCUUAGCACAAUGUCUGGUACAUAGUAUGUUCUCAAAUAUUUAUUGUUAGAAUAAAUGCAUUAACUCAAUACGUCCUUCAUUUCAGAAACUGAUUGCUAACUACCAUGGGAAAAUAAAGUAAACAUGGGGAUGGAAAAAAUUCUAAAAUUAGUUUCUGCUCUGCUUCUGGCUCCACAUUAGUGUGGGAGCCCCUACAAGCUGGACCUCCUUCCAGGCUGGCCCCACCUUUACUCUACAGUGGUCUCUUCACAGUCUGAAGAUGCCACCAAGGUACACCCAGGAGUGAAACUUCCAGUGUAGGUGACUGCAGUUCCCUUAGCCUCUGCCCUGCCCACGUAUCAAUAAAUUUGGGCUAUUUCUUCAGAUACGAAUUUUCUCAAGAAAUUCUUUCCCUUCGUGGUAUGGGUCAUAUCACUGGUAGUUAACUUUUCAGUGAAAUAACUUUUUCUUCCUAAUGACCUGAAAAGCUUCUGCACCUCUGCCUCUCAUUUCUCAUGUGAAGUCAGCAAACUGAAUUCCUCAAUUUGAGCUCCAAGAAGGUGGGGUUUUUGUCUGUUUUCUACGCUGUAAUACUUCCAGCGCCCAGAAGCAUACCUAGCACACAUUUGUUCGGAGUGAAUACUCAUGCACUUCACACCCUGCUUAGAGAUGACAAACUUUGGCCAGGACACCUGUCCACCCACUUCUCGGAAUUCAGCCUCUCAGGAUUUAGGUAGGUCAAAGUAAAAAAAAAACUUUCCAGCACCCACAGGUGUGGAUAUUAUGCAAAACACGUCGCUUGUCUUGAGAUAAGUUUCGUUUGGAGGGGAAAGUACAUUUCUCCAGAGACGAAUCAAAGCGUGCUUUUGCGUCGAGUGCCCUGCUUCCGCCUUCCGGGUCAAACGGGACACUGGACUUAACACAGAAGGAGGGCAAGCGGCGGAGCCGAGGGCGGGCGGCGGCGGGAUACUAGCUUCACCCGCCUCUUUCCAUUCCUACGCAGACGGGUGGGGCCCACAUCUGCGUAAGAAUGGAAAGGGGCCGGAAGGGGCCGGGCCGCAGGCGCCCAGACUUCCGGUACUCAGCCGGGCUGCCCUGCGGGUAGUUCUAACGCGAGGCGCGCGAGCGGACUGGGUGACGUCAAGGAAGGCAGUGGGGCGGGGGACGUGUUGGGCAUGCGCAAUAAAUUGACUUCGCCCACCCUGGCCCCGCCGGCGUAAAGGACCUGACCACGCGGGUGGGAUUUCCAGUUUUGUGGCAGAGGGCGGGCGCCUAGCGGCUUUCUUGGCAGCGGGCAGGAAACUGGCAGGAGUUCCUGAGCCUGAACGUGCAGCGGAAGUAGAAGAACGUAUGUAUGUGUGAGAGAGACCUCUGCCUCAUUUAACAAAUUACGAUACUAUGCUCAGGAAACGGUGUAGGGGUUGAGGCCCUUCUUCAAGUGUCUGGAGCUCAGAGAUGCAGCCCAGGGGAGGGAAAUGUGACUAGUUGAGGAGGCCAUGCUUACUGUUGCUGCCAGAUCCCAUGUCAGCACCAAGUCCUCAGCUGCUGGUGGCAGCUGCUCAGCAGACCCUGGGCAUGGGAAAGAGACGAGGCCCACCCCGAGCUGUCUGCCUUCAUCUAGCCGGAGAGGUGCUGGCUGUGGCCAGGGGACUGAAGCCAGCUCUGCUCUAUGAUUGCAACUGUGCAGGGGCAGCGGAGCUCCAGAGCUAUCUGGAGGAGCUGCAGGGCCUGGGCUUCCCGGCCCAGGGACUUCACAUCCUUGAGAUUGGAGAAAACAGCCUGAUUGUCCUUCCGGAGCAGGUGUGUCGGCACUUGGAGCAGGUGCUGCUUGGUACCAUAGUCUUUGUGGAUGUUUCCAUCUCUCAACUUCACCCUUCCAUCUGCUCCCUGGACCAGCUUCAGGACUUAAAGGCCCUCGUGGCUGAGAUCAUCACACAUUUGCAGGGGCCACGGAGGAACCAAUCCCUGGCAGUCUCCUGCAGCAGGCUCCGUUCCUCAGACUGGAAUCUCUGUACUGUGUUUGGGAUCCUCCUGGGCUAUCCUGUCCCCUAUACUUUUCACAUGAACCAGGGAGGUGACAACUGCUUAGCCCAGACUCCACUACGGGUGUUCACCGCCCGGAUCUCAUGGCUACGUGGUCAACCACCAGUCUUGCUCUAUUCCUUUAGUGUCCCAGAGAGCUUGUUCCCAUCCUUGAGGAACAUUCUAAACACUUGGGAGAAGGACCUUAGAACUCGAUGUAGGACUCAGAAUGACUUCGCUGACCUCAGCAUCUCCUCUGAGAUAGUCACACUGCCGGCUGUGGCGCUCUGACUUUAACUCUUUUCCUGUGUAGAAGGAGCUCGGUAAAUGAUCAGCUCUAGGUCAGAGAUGGCACACAGGAAUCAUCUCAAGUGCCAAUUCCAAGCAUCUCGGGGACCUAGGGAAGAAUGCUGUAAUAAAUUUGCCAUUUUUAUGCUGAACUGGACUAGGGAGAGUAGACCAGGAUGCUUCAGGAAUAAACAGAGUUCUUUGGAACAGAGGCCAUCAGGUGAAGUUUGUUUAUUUUUACAGCAGGUUAAAAAAAUGAGAGUCAGAAAUCUUAGUUGAGUUGGAAAAACCCACACAUUAAAGUACCCAGACCUGAAUAUUUUACUGAAUUUCUUGCUUCUGAUUUUCACCCAAGGCAGCUGUCACCAGUUAUUCAGAGCUUCAGGCUGUCCUUAUUGGCCAGGAACACUGCCACUGCUAUAGCAAUCAGUGCCAUCAGCAUCAGAAGCCAUCGGCCACAUUGCCUUUGUGAGGAGGGAGGGGGAGAGAAGAGAAAGAGGCCAUGGGUUGGUCAGAGAAGAUGCAGGCAAAAAUAAUCUUCCUUCUUCCCAUUCUAGCCCAGUGGAAAACCUUGGGUUGGUGGAGGAGAAAAAGCUUUUUAUAUCUCUGUCUCUCUCACUUUGCCACCUCCCUCGGGAUAAAACCACUUUCCAGUGGUCAUUGGCCCAGCGAACCACAGCCAGCAGGGGCCAGGUACUUCAAGACUGAUAUGAAUAAUCAAAAGUGGAAAAUAACUCAGCAAAACUGUAUUCUGUUUAUAUUCCUUUUCUCGUCACUCUGUCCUUGCCACUAAUAAUAGACUAAAAGAACACCGUUUCAUACUUCAGCUAGUAGUAAGUUUUUCCCUUCAGGCUCAGGCUUUCCUUGAAAAUUAGGCUUGGAGGCAUGAGCCAGUGUUUCUUUACAUAGUUGCUAUACUCUCAGUACAGUAUAAACCAAGCUGAACGGGGCCGGCUGGUCAGAUGUUGGCAGGGGCUGAACAAUUUUAUGGGCAAGAUUUGGCCAAAGGAGGAAUCGUCCCACGAUCACCUAGGGCUGUACGGGAGGAUAGACCCUCUUACUCUGGGAGGCAGCUGCUGGCUCUGGUUCAGCUCUUCUCGACAAUGCUGCAGCUUACGCAGGCAGGAGAGAUACUCAUCACUGAGGUUGUCUAAUUCUGAAUGCAGUUCUUUGCACUGUGUGGGGGCGGGGGGGGGGCGUUGCGGGAGAACACCACCAAGGUCAUCAAGACAGUUCUGUCAGGGACAGAGCCCAGGUAGGGGAGAGGGCCCUGUGUAAGUUGCCCUGUCAUUCAUUUGGAAUUUUUACCUCCAUCCUCCCUUCCCAGCUUUUCUCAGAGCUUUCAGUUUGCCUUCUGACUGUCUCACCUAGUUUGUUUGUAAUGUGUUCAUUUAAAUGAUUGAUUAUAAUGCAUAUUAUUAUAUAUUACACGUGUGACAGUUGUAUGUGCCAGUGCUUUGUAAAUGGAGACACACAAAAAUGAAGUUCCUAUAGCACACACAAGCUGGAAGAGAUCUUAGUGCAAGUCUCUUUGCUGGGAACUAGUUGCACGUGAACACUUCAGGAGCUACGUAUUUCUGUGAGUAUGGAAGAUAGGAAGAGAUAGGAAGAGUUUUGUUAUUUAAAAGACACUGUAUAAAGUUUUAAGAUACUCAGUGUAGGACAAAGUUUGAGGAGUUAAUGUGUUUGUUAAAUGUGUUUGAGUUUAGGUUGACUUCCUGAAAAGUAACUCUUUAGUAAAACCUUGAAUAAGGGUUGGUAUAAACAAGAGAAAAGAUUGACAAGUUAACCCAAAAGCAAAGAUGUUUUAUUCAGGCCUAAAUGAAUACCUGCAGGCACCCAAUCACAGCUUAAGCUCAGAAAUGCCUGUUGUCUGGCUGCCUCCCAGCAGUUUCCCUGUCACUGUAGGAUGAGCCCCUUACUAUCGGAGGUCACCAUCUCACCUCCUUUUCCUUGGCCAGGAGCUGCAAAGUUUUCUUUUGGAGCUGGUCUCUGAAAUCCCCGUCCUUCUCCUUCCCUGGACCACUUCGUUAUGGGAGGGCUUUGGACUCCACCCAGGCAAAGCCUGAUCUAAAAAAUCAGCCAGAUUCGCAGUGAAAGUGAGGCCCAUACCUCUGAGGAAUGGUCCCUACACACUGAGAGAAGCCCUAAGCGGGAGGGAAUAAGGAAGGGCGUGUCCCUGGCCAGACCGUGUGGAUUGCAAUUCUCUGACUUUUAAAGAACAUCCAUUGGGAUCCUGCCCAGACUGGACAGAGAGUGGGAAUUUGAGCCCCUUGAGGGCAAGGUUGGCAUUUUACUUUUGUCUGUAUCUCUAGUCCUGUCUAAAGCCAGAUACGUUUAGAAAAUACUUAUUAAUUUAGUUUCUUUGGUUGCAUGUCACAUCUUUCAGACUGGGAGGUUUGCUGGAUGCUUCAGUAUAACUCCGUUUUCCUUCUGUCCUUGUUUCAAAAUGAUGAGAUGAGAAUGGCAGUCAUGUAACGCAUCUUCAUGUAGCUAAAGAUGGUUUUUCAGCCACCUGGCAGUCUGCAUCUUGGUGAAGAGAGCCCUGGCCUGGGAGUCAGAAAUUCUGGAUUGUGGUCAUAGCUGUGUCCUUAAUUUGUAUGACCACAGACCCUCAUUUACCUUCAUUUUCUUAUCCAUCCUAUGUGGGCAUAAUAAUUCCUUCUUUAUAUUCUACCCAGUGAUUGUGAUGACAAAACAGAGGGCCAUGUGCAGUGGAUAAAUGAGGAGCUUUUGCCCCUCCAGAUGUAUGAUGAAUUCUUCUCAGGAAGCUAAGGCAGCAGACUUGAGGGCUGAGAGUGACGUGACUGUUCCAUGUGACGUGGUUUCUACGUGGGGAGCUGGAUGUGGUUUGGAAAGUUAAGGGUAAAAAUUAACAUAAAAUCCUGAGUUCAAAAUCAAUUUAUUGAAAUAUUCAAUGCAGACAUAUGUUUUCAGAGGGAGUAGGAAUCCUUUUCACAGUUUAUAUACCUCUCAGGAUAGGAGGCUAACUAAACUAUUCUCAGAGCCAGUGAUGAGUCCUUAAAAUGGCCCUCUAUCUCCCUGACCUAAUAGACUCCCAGAACUGGGUGGGACUCCAAGAGGUCAUGUAGUCCAUCCCUCUGUCUCUAGGCGGACAGGGAAAGGGCAAUAUCUUAGAAUUUGUGGAAAUAAAUUUGCUGACCUUUCUUUGUUAAGAGUUUCUCCUGUUCUUGAAGCUGUAAGGAUUGAUUCUGAAGCAGACCUGUUGGAAAACACAAGGAACUUUUCUGUGCUAGCAUAUUUACUGCGAAGAGUAUCUUUUCAGAACUUUGCUUAGAACCUUAAUGAUUGUGUUCCCAUCUGUAGUUGGUUGAAUUGUGUCUCCCCCCCCUGCCCCCCACAAAUUCAUAUGUCAAAGCCCUAACCCCCAGUACUUCAGAAAUGUGACCCUAUUUGGAGAUAGGUUCUUUGCAGAGGUAAUCAAGUUAAAAUAGGACAUGAGAAUGGGCCCUAACCUAAUAUGACUGACGUCCUUAUAAGAAGGGGAAAUUUGGACCCAGACGUGGAUGGAUGGAAGACGUGUGAAGAGAUGGACAAGACAGCCAUCUCCAAAACAAGGAAAGCGGUCUAGAACAGAUCCUUCCCCCAGAGCCCUCAGAAGAACCAACCCUGCCUGACACCUUGAUUUUGGACUUCCAGCCUCUAGCACUAUGAGAAUGUAAAUGUCUGUUCUUUAAGUCACCCAGUUUGUGGUGCUGUGUUUUGAACACACCAUCCUUAUGUCUUUUCCUACUAUGUACAUUUAAGUCUCUGCUUAAAUGUUACCCUAGAAGAAAGACUUCCCCAGAUGACCCUGUGUAAAAUAGCAACUAUUUUCUCUUUAACCUGCUUUAUUUUUUUCCCUGUAGCCGUUAUUAAUACCUGACACAUAUUUGUUCACAGAAACUCUGUAGUCCACUGUAGUGUUUCCUUAGAAUGUAAGCUUUGUUAGGGAAGAAACUGUGCCAGCUCUGUUCAUUACUGUAUCCCCAGUGAGUAUCUAGGGUGCCUGGCACUUGGUAGGGGCUCAAUAAAUAUGUAUUGAAUAAAUAAAGGCAUGAUUUUGAAGUGA